AUGGUAAAGCUAGAUGAAUUAGCCCGAUUCUAUCGUACCCAGCUUUACAUGGACAUCGAACUCGGUCUUCACAACCUCCUCAUUAAGAAGAGGGAUGCCCUCUCUCCACCUCACUCAUCGCCCGCCCAACACUACUACGCCGCCUUCAGUCGGCCUCCCAACUGUUGCUGGGACGAGGAUAGCGAUAGAUAUACGGAGGAAGGGAAUGACUGUGAAACCCCAUAUCCUAUCCUCGGCAAGGACAUGAAGUUCAAGAUCUGCCAACGCGACCAUCCCGACGGUGAGGGGUGUGCAGAUAGGGUUUGUUUCAUCCCUAACGCCAGCGCUAGAAAGUACAUGUUGGACUUCAUGGCAAAGCGGUCGUGGAAAACACCAUCUCUCGAUAGACUGGAACCCGUGGCUUACUGCCUGGUGAGGAAGUACUGCAGCAACAUCCCCUCAAAGGACAUUGAGACUUUCUCGAGAAUAGUGCGUAUGCUAUUCGAGGAUCUCCGUUACCCAGAUCCUCGAAAUUGGGAUCCUGAGGUUCACGGCGUUUUAAAUUGGAAGGGGAAGCCCACUCAGAGGUGCGUUGACGACUUCAUGUCCGAGAUCCAUGGGGUUAAGUGGAAGAGGGAUAUGAGGGAGUACUUUUAG
This is a messenger RNA of Fusarium oxysporum Fo47, 636 nucleotides long. RefSeq lists its product as uncharacterized. Bases 1 to 636 code for a protein of 211 amino acids. NCBI's taxonomy places the organism in Eukaryota, Fungi, Ascomycota, Sordariomycetes, Hypocreales, Nectriaceae. The record is from RefSeq and is a predicted model, not a curated record. The transcript has a single exon.